CGAUCGCGUUUCCCCGGGGCGCUCAGGGACCCUGCAGCCGCCAGCGCGCAGCUUGGGGCCGGCAUGGGAGGGGUGGCCGGGCCGGCAUGAUGAGCGCCCUGGGCAGCCCUGUGCGGGCCUACGAUUUUCUACUUAAGUUCCUGCUGGUGGGCGACAGCGACGUGGGCAAGGGCGAGAUCCUGGCCAGCUUGCAGGACGGAGCAGCCGAGUCUCCUUAUGGACACCCGGCGGGAAUUGAUCACAAGACGACCACCAUCCUGCUAGAUGGCCGAAGAGUGAAGCUGCAGCUUUGGGACACCUCAGGACAGGGGAGAUUUUGUACCAUAUUCCGCUCAUACUCUAGAGGCGCACAGGGUGUGAUCCUGGUCUAUGACAUCGCCAACCGCUGGUCCUUCGAUGGCAUCAAUCGAUGGAUUAAGGAGAUUGAUGAGCAUGCCCCUGGGGUUCCUAAAAUCUUGGUGGGAAACCGACUGCACCUGGCAUUCAAGCGGCAGGUGCCCACCGAGCAGGCCCAGGCCUACGCUGAGCGCCUGGGUGUGACCUUCUUUGAGGUUAGCCCUCUGUGCAACUUCAACAUUACAGAAUCCUUCACGGAGCUGGCCAGGAUCGUGCUGCUGCGGCAUGGGAUGGACCGUCUCUGGAGGCCGAGCAAGGUACUGAGUUUGCAAGACCUCUGCUGCCGCGCUGUGGUGUCCUGCACACCUGUGCACCUGGUAGACAAGCUCCCUCUCCCUGUAACCUUAAGAAGCCACCUUAAGUCGUUCUCCAUGGCCAAUGGCCUGAACACCAGGAUGAUGCAUGGCCGCUCCUACUCCCUAACCGCCAGCUCCAGCCACAAGAGAAGCAGCUUCUGCAAGGCCAGGAACAGCCGCUCCCCCCAGAGCCCGCCCAGAAACUGUACCAGGAAUAGCUGCAAAAUUUCUUAGAGACUGGAGUUGGUGGCACAGGCCUGUCAUACCAGCUACUUACAAGGCUAAGGCAGAGGGAUCACAAGCUCAAGGCCCACCCAAGCUACAGAAUGAGUUCAAGACCAGCCUGGGCAACUAGUGAGACCCUGCCUCAAAAUUACAAAGUAAAAAGACUCUCUCCCAGAGUCUGGAGGACACAGACCAUUCUACACUCAAGAAGCAUACUCUCCACCUCUUACAGUAACGAUGAUGCUUCAUUUGGAAUGCCUAUGCCACUGAUGUGGUAUGAAUGCUCAGUGCGCUGUGACUGGAACUCCUGUGUGGAUGUGCAUGCAGCUCUUGUUCUAGACGUGUGUGUGCAAAGGGAAAAAUCAGUAUUCUGCUCUACUCUUGAUAAUAUGAAAUCAUGGAUGUUACUUUUAUCAUGAUUGCUGUGCAACUUUUUCUGUAACUGCUUUUAUAUGGCUGAUAAAAUGUGUGUAGUGAAUACAUAUUCAAGGAAAUUUCAGAAACAAUAACCAGAUAGGCUAGCAUCACUGAUAUUACAAGAGGGGCCUUUUGUAAACCUCCUUUAAUGUCAGGGGUCCAAUUUAUAAAAAAUGCUGCAGUUUCACACAGAGAUUGUGUACAACAGAUCUGUCCCAUUUGGGUAGGACAUGGGUUUGAUAAAGUUUUUGCUAUGUCAUUUACUACAUUUUGGGAUUAAUAAGUAAUCUAUAUUCAUAUUUUUCUGUAAACAUUUUUGUACAAAGUGUCCUAUAAGUUAUGAAGCUAUGGGAAGAAAAUGCCAAAGAUCUCCAAUUAUGUUGAACACUGUUUCAGCCAGCACUGUUUCAACAGAUUAGCAAGGAGAAAGGUAUUUCAGUAAAGAAUGAAGUAAAAACAGUAUUAUUUAAGGAAAUAUUUCUCAAUAAACUGGAUAUUUGUCCCUCUCUUGAGAGUCAUGAUAUCUCUUCCUAUAUCUAGGUAAGUAACAGCCCUUUUCUCCUCUUGUCUCCUUGCUUGGUGUAGCCAUCAAGGGAUAGUUUGGUUCAUGAUGCUCACCACAGAGAUUAGUCUUUGUCCUUUGUAACCUUUGGUAAAGAUUUCUUUCCCAGAUAAGAAAUGCAAAGAAAGAAAAUAGUUCUGGGUGUGGUGGCUAAUGUCUGUUACCCCAGUUCUUGGGAGGUUGAAGCACUAUUGCUGUGAUAUUUAGAUCAACCUGGAACUACAUAGUGAGUUCCUAGGUUGGAAAGUAAGAUCUUGUCUCAACAAAAUAAAGUGAAAGCACUAAAAGACAACACUUGUGUGUCUCCUGGCAAAGGUUUAUUGUCCCUUAUUGGGAGUACAGAGCUGUGGCCAGGCAUUUCUCUAGAG
Messenger RNA from Cricetulus griseus (Chinese hamster), 2264 nucleotides. Lineage: Eukaryota; Metazoa; Chordata; Mammalia; Rodentia; Cricetidae. The record is from RefSeq and is a predicted model, not a curated record.